Messenger RNA from Zingiber officinale, 908 nucleotides. RefSeq names its product probable BOI-related E3 ubiquitin-protein ligase 3. Lineage: Eukaryota; Viridiplantae; Streptophyta; Magnoliopsida; Zingiberales; Zingiberaceae. The transcript is spliced from 3 exons. The coding region runs from base 105 to 863 and encodes 252 amino acids. The record is from RefSeq and is a predicted model, not a curated record. Gene Ontology annotation, biological process: regulation of programmed cell death. Gene Ontology annotation, molecular function: ubiquitin-protein transferase activity.
UUUGUUUUUUCGCUCACCUUUUUGUUCCUACUCCUGUACUCUUUGCCAAAACCAACACCCAUCUCAAUUGCAUGCACCACCACCACCAUCUAUAAGCACCUUCCAUGGCUGUUGAAGCUCAUCAUCUUCCUCUCUUCGCUUCACAACUUCUAGGAAACCAGGAAAUUGUUUCGGGUAUCGAUCAGGAUCAAUCAAAUAUCCACGACAUGCAAUUAUUGGGAUACGCCGGACCUUUGCUCCCCGUCGGCGACUCAUCUGCUCUGCUUACCUCCGAGAACGGCGGCCUCUACGGGAAGCGGCCUCGCGAGAGCUUCUCCUUCAUCGGAGAGGAUUUCUCCUCCAACGUCCAGCAGCAGUUGCUCCACCUCGACCGCCUCAUCCUUAAUCAUGUUGCGAAGGUGAGGAUGGAGCUGGCGCAGCGGCUGAGGCGGAUCCUGGCGACGGCGGAGGAAGCGGCGUCGAAGCGACUGAAGGAGAAGGACGAGGAGGUGGAGCGGGAGCGGAAGGUCACCUUGGCGCUGGAGGAGCGCGUCAAGAGCCUCUGCGUCGAGAACCAAAUGUGGCGGGAAUUGGCGCGGAGCAGCGAGGCGGUCGCCCUGGCGCUGCGGGCCGACCUCGAGCGGACGUUGGCGGCGACGGUGAAGGCGCAGGCUGCGGCGGCGGAGGACGCCGAGUCCUGCUGUUGCGGCGACAGCGAGGAGGAGGCGAGGAGGGCGUGCCGGUGCUGCGGGGAGAGGGAGCCGGAAGUGCUGCUGCUUCCCUGCCGGCAUCUCUGCGUCUGCGCCGCCUGCGGCCCGGCGGUGGCCACCUGCCCCGUCUGUGACUGCCGGAAAAACGGCAGUGUGCUUGUCAACUUGUCUUAAAUUUCUCAAUUUUCGGAAAUGGAAAAGAAAUUAGGUAUUAAUUUA